AUGAAGACGGUGGCUCUACUGGCAUGGGCCUGCUGCUGGAUCAAUGGUGAGAGGACCUCUGUCAUGUUGUUAAUUAGGAUUAUGGAUCAAUGGUGAGAGGAUCUCUAUCAUGUUGUUAAUUAGGAUUAUGGAUCAAUGGUGAGAGGACCUAUAUCAUGUUGUUAAUUAGGAUUAUGGAUCAAUGGUGAGAGGAUCUCUAUCAUGUUGUUAAUUAGGAUUAUAGAUCAAUGGUGAGAGGAUCUCUAUCAUGUUGUUAAUUAGGAUUAUGGAUCAAUGGUGAGAGGACCUCUAUCAUGUUGUUAAUUAGUAUUAUGGAUCAAUGGUGAGAGGACCUCUAUCAUGUUGUUAAUUAGGAUUAUGGAUCAAUGGUGAGAGGACCUCUAUCAUGUUGUUAAUUAGUAUUAUGGAUCAAUGGUGAGAGGACCUCUAUCAUGUUGUUAAUUAGUAUUAUGGAUCAAUAAUUCUCCCCCCUCUUCUCCCUCUCCCCCCCAUCCCCUCUCUCCCCCCCUCCCCCAUCCCCUCUCCCCCCCUCCCUCUCCUCCCCCCCCCCCCCCCCCCCCCCCCUCUCCCCCCUCCCCUCCCCCCCUCGUCCCCCUCCCCAUCCCUCUCGCCUACUCCCCUCUCCCUCUCCCCCUCUCCCCCUCCCCUUUCCCCCCCCCCCCUCCUCUCCCUCUCCCCCCCCCCCCCUCUCCCCUCUCCCUCUCUCCUCUGUCCCUCCCCUCUCCCCCCCCCUCCCUGCCCCGCCCCCCCCUCCUCUCCCUCUGCCCCCCGUCCCCCCUCCCCCCCCCCCCCCCCCCCCCCCCCCCCCCCUCCUCCCCUCCAGUGUGUACCAGUGCCCAGGGUCGUUAUGCCCAGAAGCUGCUUAAUGACCUGAUGGAGAGUUACUCUAGUGCUCUGAGACCAGUAGAGGACACAGACAAGACCCUGAACGUCACACUACAGAUCACCCUGUCUCAGAUCAAAGACAUGGUGAGGACUCACUACAGAUCACCCUGUCUCAGAUCAAAGACAUGGUGAGGACUCACUACCAGAUCACCCUGUCUCAGAUCAAAGACAUGGUGAGGACUCAAUACAGAUCACCCUGUCUCAGAUCAAAGACAUGGUGAGGACUCACUACAGAUCACCCUGUCUCAGAUCAAAGACAUGGUGAGGACUCACUACAGAUCACCCUGUCUCAGAUCAAAGACAUGGUGAGGACUCACUACAGAUCACCCUGUCUCCGAUCAAAGACAUGGUGAGGACUCACUACAGAUCACCCUGUCUCAGAUCAAAGACAUGGUGAGGACUCACUACAGAUCACCCUGUCUCAGAUCAAAGACAUGGUGAGGACUCACUACAGAUCACCCUGUCUCAGAUCAAAGACAUGGUGAGGACUCACUACAGAUCACCCUGUCUCAGAUCAAAGACAUGGUGAGGACUCACUACAGAUCACCCUGUCUCAGAUCAAAGACAUGGUGAGGACUCACUACAGAUCACCCUGUCUCAGAUCAAAGACAUGGUGAGGACUCACUACAGAUCACCCUGUCUCAGAUCAAAGACAUGGUGAGGACUCACUACAGAUCACCCUGUCUCAGAUCAAAGACAUGGUGAGGACUCACUACAGAUCACCCUGUCUCAGAUCAAAGACAUGGUGAGGACUCACUACAGAUCACCCUGUCUCAGAUCAAAGACAUGGUGAGGACUCACUACAGAUCACCCUGUCUCAGAUCAAAGACAUGGUGAGGACUCACUACAGAUCACCCUGUCUCAGAUCAGGGAGGACUCACUACAAGAUCACCUGUCUCAGAUCAAAGACAUGGUGAGGACUCACUACAGAUCACCCUGUCUCAGAUCAAAGACAUGGUGAGGACUCACUACAGAUCACCCUGUCUCAGAUCAAAGACAUGGUGAGGACUCACUACAGAUCACCCUGUCUCAGAUCAAAGACAUGGUGAGGACUCACUACAGAUCACCCUGUCUCAGAUCAAAGACAUGGUGAGGACUCACUAGAGUAGAAAACCACCAGCCUGUUGUGUGUUUACUGCAGGGUUCUCCAACCCUGUUCCUGGUGUACUGCAAGGUUCUCCAACCCUGUUCCUGGUGUACUGCAGGGUUCUCCAACCCUGUUCCUGGUGUACUGCAAGGUUCUCCAACCCUGUUCCUGGUGUACUGCAGGGUUUCUCCAACCCUGUUCCUGGUGUACUGCAAUGUUCUCCAACCCUGUUCCUGGUGUACUGCAAGGUUCUCCAACCCUGUUCCUGGUGUACUGCAAGGUUCUCCAACCCUGUUCCUGGUGUACUGCAAGGUUCUCCAACCCUGAUCCUGGUGUACUGCAGGGCUCUACAACCCUGUUCCUGGUGUACUGCAAGGUUCUCCAACCCUGUUCCUGGUGUACUGCAGGGUUCUCCAACCCUGUUCCUGGUGUACUGCAAGGUUCUCCAACCCUGUUCCUGGUGUACUGCAGGGUUCUCCAACCCUGUUCCUGGUGUACUGCAAGGUUCUCCAACCCUAUUCCCGUUGUACUGCAGGGCUCUCCAACCCUGUUCCUGUUGUACUGCAAGGUUCUCCAACCCUGUUCCUGGUGUACUGCAAGGUUCUCCAACCCUGUUCCUGGUGUACUGCAAGGUUCUCCAACCCUGUUCCUGGUGUACUGCAGGGUUCUCCAACCCUGUUCCUGGUGUACUGCAGGGUUCUCCAACCCUGUUCCUGGUGCAGUGUCUUUUUAACGUCUCUAGAGAGCAGCAAGUGGCAGCAGUGGAUUGUAAUAUAGAUAUAACAUUGUUAGUUAUAUAACCAGGAUGACAAGUUUCACCUGUCCUUAUCUUACGUGUGUGUGUGGUGUGUGUGUGUGUGUGUGUGUGUGUGUGUGUAGGAUGAGAGGAACCAGGUGUUGACUACCUACUUGUGGAUCCGUCAGACGUGGUUUGAUGCGUACCUGAAGUGGGAUAAAGAGGAAUAUGAUGGUCUGGAGGUUAUCCGAAUCCCCAGUAACCUGGUCUGGAGACCUGACAUAGUGCUUUAUAACAAGUCGUUCUGUCUCUCUCUCUCUCUUCUCUCUCUGUCUCUCGGUCUCUUCUCUCUGUCCCGCUCUCCUCUGCGUCUCUCUCUCUCUCGCUCUGUCCUGUCUCUGUCUCUUCUAUCUGUCUCUCUCUCUGUCUCUGUCUAUAUUGUUCUCUUCUGUCUCUGUCUAUCUCUCUCGAUCUGUCGUCUCUCUCAUCUCUGUCUCUCUCUUUCGUCUAUCAUAGUAUGUCUCUUUCUAUAUUCUGUCUUCUCUCUAUUGUCUCUCUUCUCUCUCUAUGUCUCUUCCUUGUCUCUCUAUCUCUGUCUCUAUCUCUCUAUCUCUCUUCUCUCUCUUGUCUCUCACUCUAUCUGUCUCUCUCUCUCUCUCUGUCUCUAUCUCUGUCUUCUGUCUCUCUCUCUGUCUCUGUCUCUGUCUCUCUGUCUCUCUCCUGUCUCUCUCUCUCUCGCUCUGUCUGUCUCUCUGUCUCUCUGUCUCUCUCUCUCUCUGUCUCUCUCUCUGUCUCUGUCUCUCUCUCUCUCUGUCUCUCUCUCUCUCUCUCUCUCUCUGUUCUCUCUCUCUCGCUCUGUUGGUCUCUCUCUCUCUCUGGUCUCUCUCUCUCUAUGCUCUCUCUCUGUCUCUGUCUCUCUCUUCUCUCGUUCUCUCUCUCUAUCCUCUCUCUCUGUCUCUCUCUCUCUCGCUCUGGCUGUCUCUCUCUCUCUCUGUCUCUCUCUCUCUCUGUCUCUCUCUCUCUGUCUCUGUCUCUCUCUCUCUCCCUCUCUCUCUCUCUCUGUCUCUCUCGCUCUCGCUCUCGCUCUCUCUCUCUCAAAGCUGUCAUCAAGGCAAAGGGUGUCUAUUGGAAGAAUCUCAAAUAUAAAAUAUAUUGUUUAACACUUUUAUAUUGUUUAACACUGUUAUAUUUCAUAGUUUUGAUGUCUUUAAAAAUAAAGAAAUAUCCUUGAAUGAGUAGGUGUGUCCAAACUUUUGACUGGUACUGUACCUCUCUAUGUCUCUCUAUGUCUCUCUAUGUCUCUCUAUGUCUCUCUAUGUGUCUCUAUGUCUCUCUAUGUCUCUCUAUGUCUCUCUAUGUGUCUCUAUGUACCUCUCUAUGUACCUCUCUAUGUGUCUCCGUGUGUGUGUGUGUAUUUAUACUGGGUGUGUGUAUGUGUGUGCGUGUGUCUCUGUGCAUGUCUCUCUGUUUCUUUGUCUCUGUGUCUCUGUGCGUGUCUCUGUGUGUCUCUGUGUGUGUCUCUCUGUGUCUCUGUGCGUGUCUCUGUGUGUGUGUCUCUCUGUGUCUCUGUGUGUGUCUCUCUGUGUCUCUGUGUGUGUCUCUCUGUGUCUCUGUGUGUGUCUCUCUGUGUCUCUGUGCGUGUCUCUGUGUCUCUUUGUGUCUCUCUGUGUCUCCGUGUGUGUCUCUAUAUGUCUCUGUGUCUCUGUGCGUGUCUCUCUGUGUCUCUGUGCGUGUCUCUGCGUAUCUCUGUGUGUGUCUCUCUGUGUCUCGUGUGUGUCUCUCUGUGUCUCUGUGCGUGUCUCUGCGUGUCUCUGUGUGUGUCUCUCUGUGUCUCUGUGCGUGUCUCUCUGUGUCUCUGUGUGUGUCUCUCUGUGUCUCUGUGCAUGUCUCUCUGUGUCUCUGUGUGUGUCUCUGUGUGUCUCUGUGUGUAGGGCUGAUGAGGAGGCAUCUGGUCCAGCGGAGACCAACGUGGUGUUACGUUAUAAUGGAGAGAUAACCUGGGACAUGCCUGCCAUCACUAAGAGCUCCUGUGUUGUGGACGUCUCUUACUUUCCCUUCGACUGGCAGUGGUGUAACCUCACCUUUGGGUCAUGGACAUACAACGGCAACCAGGUACGCACAGAGGUAUACACACACACACACACACACACACGCACACACACACACACACACACACACACACACACACACACACAUAAAGAGACAUUUACACAUGCAUAUACGCACUAUAAAUAUAUAUAUACACACUACCUGUCAAAGGUUUUAGAACACCUACUCAUUCAAGGGUUUUUCUUUAUUUUUUACUAUUUUUUUACAUUGUAGAAUAAUAGUGAAGACAUCAAAACUAUGAAAUAACACAUAUGGAAUCAUGUAGUAACCAAAAAAAGUGUUAAACAAAUCAAAAUAUAUUUUAUAUUUAAGAUUCUUCAAAUAGCCACCCUUUGCCUUGAUGACAGCUUUGCACACUCUUGGCAUUCUCUCAACCAGCUUUACCUGGAAUGCUUUUCCAACUUUGUUGAAGGAGUUCCCACAUAUGCUGAGCACUUGUUGGCUGCUUUUCCUUCACUCUGCGGUCCGACUCAUCCCAAACCAUCUCAAUUGGGUUGAGGUCGGGGGAUUGUGGAGGCCAGGUCAUCUGAUGCAGCACUCCAUCACUCUCCUUCGUGGUCAAAUAGCCCUUACACAGCCUGGAGGUGUGUUGGGUCAUUGUCCUGUUGAAAAACAAAUGAUAGUCCCACUAAGCCCAAACCAGAUGGGAUGGCGUAUCGCUGCAGAAUGCUGUGGUAGCCAUGCUGGUUAAGUGUGCCUUGAAUUCUAAAUAAAUCACAGACAGUGUCACCAGCAAAGCACCCCCACACCAUAACACCUCCUCCUCCAUGCUUUACGGUGGGAACUACACAUGCGGAGAUCAUCCGUUCACCCACACCGCGUCUCACAAAGACACGGCGGUUGGAACCGAAAAUCACCAAUUUAGACUCCAGACCAAAGGACACAUAUCCACCGGUCUAAUGUCCAUUGCUCGUGUUUCUUGGCCCAAGCAAGUCUCUUCUUCUUAUUGGUGUCCUUUAGUAGUGGUUUCUUUGCAGCAAUUCGACCAUGAAGGCCUGAUUCACACAGUCUCCUCUGAACAGUUGAUGUUGAGAUGUGUCUGUUACUUGAACUCUGUGAAGCAUUUAUUUGGGCUGCAAUUUCUGAGGCUGGUAACUCUAAUGAAAGUAUCCUCUGCAGCAGAGGUAACUCUGGGUCUUCCAUUCCUGUGGCGGUCCUCAUGAGAGCGUUUCAUCAUAGGGCUUGAUGGUUUUUGCGACUGCACUUGAAGAAACAUUCUUGAAAUGUUCUGUAUUGACUGACCUUCAUGUCUUAAAGUAAUGAUGGACUGUCAUUUCUCUUUGCUUAUUUGAGCUGUUCUUGCCAUAAUAUGGACUUGGUCUUUUACCAAAUAGGGCUAUCUUCUGUAUAUCCCCCCUACCUUGUCACAACACAACUGAUUGGCUCAAACGCAUUAAGAAGGAAAGAAAUUCCACAAAUUAACUUUUAACAAGGCAUACCUGUUAAUUGAAAUGCAUUCCAGGUGACUACCUCAUGAAGCUUGUUGAGAGAAUGCCAAGAGUGUGCAAAGCUGUCAUCAAGGCAAAGGGUGGCUAUUUGAAGAAUCUUAAAUAUAAAAUAUAUAUUUUGAUUUGUUUAACACUUUUGGUUACUACAUGAUUCCAUAUGUGUUAUUUCAUAGUUUUGAUGUCUUCACUAUUAUUCUACAAUGUAGAAAAUAGUAAAAAAUAAAGGAAAAACCUUUGAAUGAGUAGGUGUUCUAAAAGUUUUGACCGGUAGUGUGUGUAUGUGUAUAUAUAUGUAUAUAUGUAUGUAUGUAUGUAUGUGUAUAUAUAUGUACAGUGGGGAGAACAGGUAUUUGAUACACUGCCUAUUUUGCAGGUUUUCCUACUUACAAAGCAUGUAGAGGUCUGUAAUUUUUAUCAUAGGUACACUUCAACUGUGAGAGACGGAAUCUAAAACAAACAUCCAGAAAAUCACAUUGUAUGAUUUUUAAGUAAUUAAUUUGCAAUUCAUUGCAUGACAUAAGUAUUUGAUCACCUACCAACCAGUAAGAAUUCCGGCUCUCACAGACCUGUUCGUUUUUCUUUAAGAAGCCCUCCUGUUCUCCACUCAUUACCUGUAUUAACUGCACCUGUUUGAACUCAUUACCUGUAUAAAAGACACCUGUCCACACACUCAAUCAAACAGAUUCCAACCUCUCCACAAUGGCCAAGACCAGAGAGCUGUGUAAGGACAUCAGGGAUAAAAUUGUAGACCUGCACAAGGCUGGGUUGGGCUACAGGACAAUAGGCAAACAGCUUGGUGAGAAGGCAACAACUGUUGGCGCAAUUAUUAGAAAAUGGAAGAAGUUCAAGAUGACGGUGGGUCUUCCAGCAUGACAACGAUCCCGAAACACACAGCCAGGGCAACUAAGGAGUGGCUCCGUAAGAAGCAUCUCUAGGUCCUGGAGUGGCCUAGCCAGUCUCCAGAUCUGAACCCAAUAUAAAAUCUUUGGAGGGAGCUGAAAGUCCGUAUUGCCCAGCGACAGCCCCGAAACCUGAAGGAUCUGGAGAAGGUCUGUAUGGAGGAGUGGGCCAAAAUCCCUGCUGCAGUGUGUGCAAACCUGGUCAAGACCUACAGGAAACGUAUGAUCUCUGUAAUUGCAAACAAAGGUUUCUGUACCAAAUAUUAAGUUCUGCUUUUCUGAUGUAUCAAAUACUUAUGUAAUGCAAAUUAAUUACUUAAAAAUCAUACAAUGUGAUUUUCUGGAUUUACAGACCUCUACAUGCUUUGUAAGUAGGAAAACCUGCAAAAUCGGCAGUGUAUCAAAUACUUGUUCUCCCCACUGUAUAUACAGUGCCCUCCACUAUUAUUGGCACCCCUGUUUAAGAUGUGGUUGAGGACUUCCAAAAAUUCUCCUUUUUUUUUUAAACAACAUAGAACCCAAAUGCAAAAAAAGAGAAAAAUCCAACCUUUUAUUUAAGUACAUUACUUUGGUGGUAAAAAAAAAAUCACACUUUUAGAAAAAUAAAAACUUGAAAUCAUGUGUCCCACAAUUAUUGGCACCCCUAACAAUUCCGCUGAAAAUUUUAAUUGAUUUUUUUAAAAAUAUAUUUUUCUGUAGUUGCUAAAGUUGGUCAGGGUAUCUAGGAACUUUUAAUUAGUAAUUCAUGACUUCCUGUUUCCCUGGGGUAUAAAUAUGACGUGACACAGAGGCCCUAAUUCUCUAACCCAUUUGUCAACAUGGCAAAGACAAGAGAACACACCAUUCAAGUAAGGCAGAUUUGUGUCGACCUUCAUAAGUCAGGCAAUGGCUACAAGAAAAUAGCCACUCGCCUUAACUUGCCCGUAUCUACAGUCAGAGGAAUCAUUAAGAAGUUUAAAACAACUGGAACAGUGACAAACAAGGCUGGAAGAGGUCCCAAGUUUAUCUUGCCACAACGCACAGUGAGGAGGAUGGUAAGAGAAGUAAAAAAAAGUCCUAAGCUCACUGUCACAGAAUUGCAUCAAAGAGUGGCAUCUUGGGGUCACAAAGUCUCCAAAACAACCAUCAGACGCUCUCUACAUGCCAACAAGCUGUUUGGGAGGCAUGCAAGGAAAAAGCCUUUUCUCACUAACACUCACAAACGUAAACGUCUGGAGUUUGCUAAGCGGCACUGGGACUUCAACUGGGAUCGUGUGCUUUGGUCAGAUGAGACUAAGAUUGAGCUUUUUGGCAACAAACACUAAGUGGGUCUGGCGUAAAACAAAAGAUGAGUAUGCCGAAAAGCACCUCAUGCCCACCGUGAAGUGUGGUGGAGGAUCUGUGAUGCUGUGGGCCUGUUUCUCUUCCAAAGGCCCUGGGAACCUUGUUAGGGUGCAUGGCAUUAUGAACGCUUUGAACUACCAGGACAUUUUAAAUAAAAACCUGAUGGCCUCUGCCAGAAAGCUGAAGAUGGGUCGUCAUUGGGUCUUUCAGCAGGAUAAUGAUCCAAAACAUGUGGCAAAAUCUAUACAAAAAUGGUUCAGCAGUCACAAACUCAAGGUCCUCCCAUGGCCAUCUCAGUCCCCAGACCUCAACCCAAUCGAAAACCUGUGGGGCGAGCUAAAGAGGAGAGUGCAUAAGACAGGACCCAGGACACUGGAUGAUCUAGAAAGAUUGUGCAAAGAAGAAUGGUCAAAGAUCCCUCUCUCUGUGUUCUCCAAUCUUGUGAAAUGUUAUAGGAGGAGAUUAAGUGCUGUCUUGUUGGCAAAAGGGGGUUGUACAAAGUAUUAACAUCAGGGGUGCCAAUAAUUGUGGGACACAUGAUUUCAAGUUUUUUUUUCCUAAAUGUGUGAUUUUUUUUUUUUACACCAAAGUAAUGUACUUAAAUAAAAGGUUGGAUUUUUCUCUUUUUUUGCAUUUGGGUUCUAUGUUGUUUAAAAAAAAAAGGAGAAUUUUUGGAAGUCCUCGACCACAUCUUAAACAGGGGUGCCAAUAAUUGUGGAGGGCACUGUAUAUAUAUAUAUGUAUGUAUAUAUGUGUGUGUGUAUAUAUAUAUAGGUAUACAUGUAUGGUAUAAUACACACAUGUUGCUAAGUUUCUUAAAAACGGAAAGAUUGCAGCUGGAACAGAAAUUAGCAACACUGGAACAGAAAUUAGCAACACUGGAACAGACUUUAGCAGCACUGGAACAGACUUUAGCAACACUGGAAAAGACUUUAGCAACACUGGAACAGACUUUAGCAACACUGGAACAGACUUUAGCAACACUGGAACAGACUUUAGCAUUGCUGGAACAGACUUUAGCAACACUGGAGCAGACUUUAGCAAUGCUGGAACAGACUUUAGCAACACUGGAGCAGACUUUAGCAAUGCUGGAACAGACUUUAGCAACACUGGAGCAGACUUUAGCAAUGCUGGAACAGACUUUAGCAACACUGGAGCAGACUUUAGCAACACUGGAACAGACUUUAGCAGGGAAAACCAGCCAUUUCGCGGACACCGACGUCUUGCUUCCAGACAAGCUAAACACCUUCUUCACCCACUUUGAGGAUAACACAGUGCCACCGACGCGUCCCACUAACAAGGACUGUGGGCUCUCCUUCUCCGUGGCCGACGUGAGUAAGACAUUUAAGCGUGUUAACCCUCGCAAGGCUGCCAGCCCAGACGGCAUCCCUAGCCGCAUCCUCGGAGCAUGUGCAGACCAGCUGGCUGGUGUGUUUACGGACAUAUUCAAUCUCUCCCUUUCCCAGUCUGCUGUCCCCACUUGCUUCAAGAUGUCCACCAUUGUUCCUGUACCCAAGAAAGCAAAGGUAGCUGAAUUAAAUGACUAUCGCCCCGUAGCACUCACUUCUGUUAUCAUGAAGUGCUUUGAGAGGCUAGUUAAGGAUCAUAUCACCUCCACCUUACCCGACACCAUAGACCCACUUCAAUUUGCUUACCGCCCCAAUAGAUCCACAGACGAUGCAAUCGCCAUCGCACUGCACACUGCCCUAUCCCAUCUGGACAAGAGGAAUACCUAUGUAAGAAUGCUGUUCAUUGACUACAGCUUGGCCUUCAACACCAUAGUACCCUCCAUGCUCAUCAUUAAGCUCGAGGCCCUGGGUCUUAACCCCGCCCUGUGCAACUGUGUCCUGGACUUCCUGGCGGGCCGCCCCCAGGUGGUGAAGGUAGGAAACAACAUCUCCACUUCGCUGAUCCUCAACACUGGGGCCCCACAAGGGUGCGUGCUCAGCCCCCUCCUGUACUCCCUGUUCACCCAUGACUGUGUGGCCAAGCACGCCUCCAACUCAAUCAUCAAGUUUUCAGACGACACAACAAUAGUAGUCCUGAUUACCAACAAUGAUGAGACAGCCUACAGGGAGGAGGUGAGGGCCCUGGCGGAGUGGUGCCAGGAAAAUAACCUCUCCUUCAACGUCAACAAAAUGAAGGAGCUGAUCGUGGACUUCAGGAAACAGCAGAGGGAGCACGCCCCUAUCCACAUCGACGGGACCGCAGUGGAGAAGGUGGAAAGCUUCAAGUUCCUCAGCGUACACAUCACUGACAAUCUGAAAUGUUCCAUCCACACAGACAGUGUGGUGAAGAAGGUGCAACAGAGCCUCUUCAACCUCUGGAGACUGAAGAAAUUUGGCUUGGCCCUUAAGACCCUCACAAACUUUUACAGAUGCACAAUUGAGAGCAUGCUGUUGGGCUGUAUCACUGCCUGGUACGGCAACUGCACCGCCUGCAACCGCAGGGCUCUCCAGAGGGUGGUGCGGGCUGCCCAACGCAUCACCGGGGGCGAACUACCCGCCCUCCAGGACACCUACAGCACCCAAUGUCACAGGAAGGCCAAAAAGAUCAUCAAGGACAUCAACCACCUGAGCCACUGCCUGUUCACCCCGCUAUCAUCCAGAAGGCGGGGUCAGUACAGGUGCAUCAAAACUGGGACCGAGAGACUGAAAAACAGUUUCUAUCUCAAGGCCAUCAGACUGUUAAAUAGCCAUCACUAGCCGGCUACCACCCGGUUACUCAACCCUGCACCUUAGAGGCUGCUGCCCUAUGUACAUAGACAUGGAAUCACUGGCCACUUUAAUAAUGGAACACUAGUCACUUUAAUAAUGUUUACAUACUGCUUUACUCAUCUCAUAUGUAUAUACUGUAUUAUAUAUAAUAUCUACUGUAUUUUAGUCAAUACCACUCCGACAUUGCUCGUCCUAAUAUUUAUAUAUUUCUUAAUUCCCUUCUUUCUACUUUUAGAUUUGUGUGUAUUGUUGUGUAUUGUAUAUACUACUGCACUGUGGAGGCUAGAGAACACAAAGCAUUUCGCUACACCCACCAAUAACAUCUGCUAAAUAUGAUUUGAUUUGAUUUGAACAGACAUUAGCUACAGUGUGGAAAUAGCCAUGGCGGAGUGUGUGUACCCUGUGGUGUUUCAGGUGGACAUAGCCCAUCGGGGGGAUGGACAGUGUUUGUACCCUGUGUGUGUAUCCAGGUGGACAUAGCACAUGGGGGAUGGACAGUGUGUGUUACCCCUUGUGUGUCUCCAGGUGGGACAUAGCCAUGGGGGAUGGACAGUGUGUGUACCCUGUGUGUGUCUCCAGGUGGACAUAGCCAUGGGGGAUGGAACAGUGGUGUACCCCUGUGUGUGUCUCCAGGUGGACAUAGCCAUGGGGGAUGGACAGUGUGUGUACCCUGUGUGUCGUCUCCCAGGUGGACAUAGCCAUGGGGGAUGGACAGGUGUGUACCCUGGUGUGUGUCUCCAGGUGGACAUAGCCAUGGGGGAUGGACAGUGUGUGUACCCUGUGUGUGUCUCCAGGUGGACAUAGCCAUGGGGGAUGGACAGUGUGUGUUACACCUGUGUGUGUCUCCAGGUGGACAUAGCCAUGGGGGAGGACAGUGUGUGUACCCUGUGUGUGUCUCCAGGUGGACAUAGCCAUGGGCAUGGAUGGACAGUGGGGACCUGUCAGACUGUGUGGAGAAAGUGGAGUGGAGUGUAACGGAAUGCAGGCGUACGGAACGUCAUCAUGUCCGGCUGCUGCUCGGAACCCAUUAUCAUGAAUCACCUCACCUCCAUCUGAAGAGGACGAUCUCUCUUGACCCAUCUUUUGCACCGGCUACUGCCAUGCUUCCUCAUCUCCUUCCUAAGGUACUUAUUAUUGUUUGUUAUUAUCAUUGUUGGUUUAAAUAUUAUUUAUUAUUGUUGGGUUAUUAUUACAAAUUAUGUUAUUAUUGGUGUUAUAUUAUGUAUUAUAUUGUUAUGAUUAAUUGUUAUUAUUUAUAGUUUAGUAAUAUAGUUAUUAUAGUAUUAUUAUUGUUAUGAUUAUUAUUAUUGUUAUUAUCAUAAUGCUAUUGUUGAUUAUGCUAAUGUUAUUAUGUUUAUUAUUAUGGUUAUUAUAUUCUUGUUGUUAUGGUUUCUAUUGUUCUUAUUGUUCGUAGUUGUAAUAUUAUUAGUGUUAGUAUUAUUUAAUAUAUUGUUUAGUAGUGGUAGUAGUUAAUAGUGGUAGUAGUAGUUUAGUUAGGUAGUCGUUAUUGGUAUUAGUAGUGGUUAAUUGGUAUUAGUCGCAGUCGUAGUAGUAGUAGUUGUAGUAGUAGUAGUAGUAGUAGCAGCGAUGUUUUGGUAUGUAUGGUGGUAGUAAUAGCAUUUAGUGCAGUCACUUACUUUGGCUCACUAGAUGGCCGAGAUAUAAUUAAAAGCCAUGCUACUAAAUCGAUCAGAAACUCCAUUUGUAGAAGACAGUGAUAUGAUCAUUAGUCAACUUGAUUGACUACUAUAAUAUGGUGCUGAAUGCAGGCUUGAGGUGAUCGACCCCCUAUCCAUCUAUAUGGACAUUCAUGGGGCGCUAAAGAGGGCUUUGAGGUGAUAGACCCCUCUAUCCAUCGCUAUGGGUACAUUCAUUGUGCUAAAGGCAGCUUGGAGGUGAUAGCCCCCUCAAUCCAUAUCUAUGGUUUACAUUAUGGUGCUAAGCAGGCUUUUGAGGUGAUAGCCCCCCUCUAUCCAUCUCUAUGGUUACAUUCAUGGUUGCUAAAGCAGGCUUUGGGGCCGGAUUCGACCCCUCUAUCUAUCUCCGAUGGUACAUCAUUGUGCUAAAGCAGAUUGAGGCGAUAGAACCCUCUAUCCAUCUCUAUGGUACAUUCAUGGUGCUAAAGCAGGCUUUGGGGCGGAUAACCCCCUCUAUCCCAUCUCUAUGGUACAUUUCAUGUGCUAAAGCAAGGCGUUGGGGACGAUAGGACCCCUCGAUCCAUCUCUAUGGUAAAUUCAUUGUGCUAAAGCAGGCUUUGGGCGGAUACCCCCCUUAUCCCAUCUCUAUGGUACAAUUCAUGGUGCUAAAGCAGGCUUGAGGGAUAGACCCCUCUAUCAUACUAUGGUACAUUCAUGGAUACAGCUGAGAGGGAGCUGCCGAUUCUGUGGUGACUGCUGUAUGUACGUUCUAGCCGAUGGGUUUGUGGUUUAUUGUAUUGUUUGUGAUUGUUGUUGUUCUGUGGUUAUUUAUUGAUGCUUUAUUUUGUUGUUCCAGCCCCUGGUUCUACCUGCCCGCUGACUCAGGGAGAGAAGGUUCUAUGGGGGGUUGACGGUUAUACUGCCCUAAAAAAAAAAAAAACUGUCUUCAAACUGAUGGUGGCAGAGAUGGAGACUCCUCAGAGAGUGGUUCCCAUCAUAGGUGAUAGGUAGGAUGCCUCCCGCCGGAGAGUGUUCCCUAUAUAGGUGAUGCCUCCCUCAGAGGUGUUCCCUAUAUAGGUGUGCCUCCCUCAGGAGUGUCCUGUAUAUAGGUGAUCGUUCCCUCAGAGAGUGUUCCCUAUAUAGGUGAUGGCAUCUCCCAGGAGAGUGUUCCCUAUAUAGGUGAUGCCUCCCUCAGAGAGUGUUAAUACAUAGGUGAUGCCUACCUAAGAGAGGGUUUCCCUAUAUAGUGAUGCUCCACUCAGAGAGUUUCCCCUGUAUAUAGGUGAGCCUCCCUCAGAGAGUGUUACCAAUAUAGGUGAUUGCCUCACUCAGAGAGUGUUCCUAUAUAGGUGAUUGGCCUCCCUAGAGAGUGUGCCCUAUAUAGGUGAUGCCCUCCAUGAGAGUGUGUUCCCUCGAUAGGUGAUGCUUCCCUCAAAGAGUUUGUUCCUAUAUAAGGUGAUGCCUCCCCAGAGCGGGUUCCUAUAUAGGUGAUUGCCUUACAUCAGAGGUGUUACUAUAUAGUGAAUGACUCCCUCAGAGAGUGUUCCCUAUAUAGGUGAUUGCCUCCAUCAGAGAGUGUUCCCUAUAGGGUGAUAGUGUGAUGCCUCACUCAAGAAGGGUGUUCCCAUAUAGGUGAUGCCCUCCCUCAGGAGAGUGUUCCCUAUAUAGGCUGAUGCCUGCCCUCAGAGAGUGUUCCCCGAUAUAGGUGAGUGCCUCCCUCAAGAGAGUGUUUCCCUAUAUAGGUGAUGUCUCCCUCAGAGGUGUUCCUAUAUAGGUGUGAUGCCUACACUCAGUGAGCGUUGUUCCCUUUAUAGGUGGAUAGUGUGAUUGCUCCUCAGAGAGUGUUCACUGUAUAGGUGAUGCUCCCUCAGAAGAGUGUUCCCUAGGUAUAGUGCAUAGCUGUGAUUGCCUCCCUCAGAAGAGUGUGGCUUCAAUAAAGGUGAGUAUCCAUCAGAGAGUUGUUAAAUAUAUAGGUGAUUUGUCUCCCUCAGAGUGUUCACUAUAUAGGGUGAUGCCUCCCUCAGAGAGUGUCCCUAUAUAGGUGAUGCCUCCUAUGAGAGUGUUCCCUCUUAUAGGUGAUGGGGGGCCCCUCUCCCUCAAAGAGUGUUCCAUAUGUAGGUGAUGCCUCCCCAGAGAGUUCCCUAUAUUAGGUGAUGCCCCCUCAGAGAGUGUCCCUAUAUAUAGGUGAUGUGAUCCCUCAGAGAGGUUCCCUAUAUAGGGAUAGUGUGACUGCAUCCCUAGAGGGUGUUACACCUAUAUAGGUGAUGCCUACACAAGAGGUGUUGUUCCCUAUAUAGGUGAUGCCUCCCUAACGGGUGUUCCCUAUAUAGGUGAACGGUAUACAAUCAGAGAGGUGUUUAUAUCAAUAGGCUGAUUGCUACCUAAGACGAUGUGUUCCUAGAUAGGUGAUUGCCUACAUCAGAGAGUGUUCCAAUUAUAGGUGAUUGCCGACCUCAAGAGAGUGUUUCCCCUAUAAUAGGGAUGCUAUCCCUCAGAGAGUGUUCCCUAUAUAGGUGAUGUUUCCCUCCAGAGAGUGUUCCAAUAUAGGUGAGAGGUGUGUGUCUGUGUGUGACAGUAUGCUAUCGCAGGCGUCCGAUGGCACCUAAUUGGGGAGGACGGCUCAUAGUAAUGGCUGGAACGCUCAUAAAGCAAUGGUAAGCACACCUGGAAGAUUUUCCAUGUCAAAUCAAUCAAACGUUUGAACGUUUCAAAACAUCAUUGAUGAAGAAGAACACGAUCUGGCACUGAAGCGGACAUGUACUGUUAUAUCUCCACCCUGUACAGGCCAGUAGAGGACUGGCCUACCACUCAGAGCCUGGUUCAUCCUACCCAGUACACGCCAGUAGAGUAGAGGUCAUGGCCACCCCAUCAGAAGCCUGGGCCUCUCUUACCCAGUACAGCACAGUAGUUAGAGGACUGGCCACCCCCAGAGCCUGGUUCCCUUACCCAGUACAGCCCCUAGCAGGGACUGGCCACACCCAGAGCAUGGGUCCUCUCGCUACCCAGUACAGCCCAGAAGAGAACUGGGCACCCCUCAGAGCAUGGUUCACUGUCUGGCCUCUACCCACAGUACGAGGCAGCCCACUAGAGGGACUGGACCACCCCUCAGAGUCCUGGUUCCUCUCUAACCCAGAACAGCCAGAGAAAGAAGACCUGAGCCACCCCUCAGAGAGCCUGGUUCCUCUCUACCAGUACAGCCAACUAGCAGGGGACUGGCACCCCUAAGAGCCUGGUUCCUCUCUAACCCCAUGUACAGCCAAGAAGGAGGACUGGCAACCCCUCAGAGCCGGUUCCUCUCCACCCAGUACAGCCCAAGUAGAGAGACCUGGCCACCCCUCAGAGCAUGGUUCCUCUGGAUUUCUACCCAGUUUACAGACAGUAGAGGCUGGCCAACCCCCUCAGAAGCCUGGUUCCUAUGGUUCUACCCCAGACAGCCAGUAGAGGACUGGACACCCCCUCAGAGCUUGGUUCAUCUCUACCCCCAGUACACAGUAGAGGACUGGUGCACCAGUCGAGCCUGGUUCCUCUUACCCAUACAGCCAGAAGGAGGAUUGCGCCACCCCUAAGAGCCUGGUUCCUAUCUACCCAGUACAAGCCAGAGAGGACUGGCCACCCUCGAGCCUGGUUCCUUCUACCCAGUAAAAGCCAGUUGAGGACUGGACACCCCUCAGAGCAUGGUUCCCUGGUCUGAACCAGUACAGCCAGUAGAGAUGUCCACCACUAGAGCCUGGUUCCUCUGGUUACCCAGUACAGCGUGAGGACUGGCACCAUCAGAGCUGGUUCCCCUCUAACCAGUACAGCCACUAAGAGGAACUGGCCACCCUCAGAGCCUGGUUCCUCUCUACCAGUACAGGGCCAGUAUGAGGAAUGCCCACCCCGCAGAGCAGGUUCCUUUGGUCUACCCAGUAGUACAGCCACUAGAGGACUGGCCCACCCCUAAGAGCAUGUUCCUCUCUAAACCAGUACAGCCGAAGAAGACUGGCCACCCCUCAGAGCAUGGGUUCUCUCUAGCCAGUACAACCAAGAAGAUGAAUGGCCACCCCUCAGAGCUGCGUUCCGUCUCCUACACAGUACAGCCAGUAGAGGAAUGGACCACCCCUCAGGAGCCUGGUCCUCUCUUUACCCAGUACAGCCAGAUAGAGGGGACGGCCACCCAUCAGAGCCUGGUUCCCCUUACCCAGUACAGCCAGAAGAGGGUGGCCACCCUCAGGAGCAUGGUCCUCUAUAAUCCAGUCAGGCCAGUAGAGGACUGGCCACCCCUAGCGCCGGGUCUCUCUACCCAGUACAAGACAGAAGACGAAUGCCACCAUCAGAGCCUGGUUACUCUCUAGGCUUUCUUUCCUAGGUUCCUGCCUUUAUAGGGAGUUUUUCAUAGCCACCGUUUCUAUAUUGCAUGGGUUUGCUGUUUGGAGGUCUUAGGCUGGGUGCUGUUAUAGCCACGGUGUGACAUCUGCUGAUGUAAAAAAAGGGGCUUUAUAAAUCCAUUUGAUAUUGAUUUGGUUUCCAUGUGUCCGUGAUGCCCGUUACAUGAUCCAUUUCCAGCCCCUUAUUAUGGAGCCGUCCUUCCCCUCACCAGACUCCUGUGGUUCAUACCAGGCAUUCGGAAGUAUUCAGACCCCUUCACCUCGCUUAACAGCCUUAUUCUUAAAAUGGGUAAAAUCAUUUCCCCACUCAUCAAUCUAUGCAAAUACCCAUAAUGACAAAGCGAAACAGGUUUUCGAAAUGUAUAAACAACGGAAAAUACCUAUUUACGAUAAAGUUUCAAACUCUUGCUAUGAGACUCGAAAUUGAGAUCAGGGGCCAUCCUGUUUCCAUUGGAUCAUCCUUGAGAUGUUCACAACUGAUGGAGUCCCUGUGGUAAAUUCAAUUGAUGGGACAUGAUUUGGAAAAAGGACCAAACCUGUCUAUAUAAGGUCCACAGUUGACAGUGCAUGUCAGAGCCAAAAACCAAGCCAUGAGGUUGAAGGAAUUGUCCCGUAGAGAGCAGAGACAGGAUUGUGUUCGAGGCACAGAUCUGGGGCGAAGAGGUACCAAAACAUUUCUGCAGCUUGAUAGGGUCUCCAAGAACACCAGUGGCCUCCAUACAUGCUUAAAUGUAAGAAGUAGAAGUUGGAACCACCAAGACUUUUCCUAGUAGAGCUGGCCGCGCCUGGCCAAAAAUGAGCAAAUAGGGGGAGCCCUCCCCCUCUCUCUGCGCUUGGGCCUUGGUCAGGGAGGUGACCAAGAGUCCCGAUGGUCACUGACAGAGUUGAGAGUUUCUCUAUGGAGAUGGGAGAACCUUCCAGAAGGGACAACCAUCUCUGCAGCACUCCACCAAAUCAGGCCUUUAUGGUAGAGUGGCAAGAUGGAAGCCAAAUCCUCAGUAAAAGGCAUAUUGACCGCUCAAAUGGUGUUGCAAAAGGCACUGAAGGACUCCGCCCAUGAGAAACAAGAUUCUAUGGUCUGAUGGAAACGAAGAUUGAAACACUUUGGCCGAAUGCCAAGCGUCAGUCUGGAGGAGGGAAACCUGGCAAAUCCCCUACGGUGAAAGCAUGGUGGUGGCAGCAUCAUGAUGUGUGGGGCAGGUUUUUCCGGGCAGGAGGUGACUGGCGAGACUAUUCAGGAUCGAGGGAAAGAUGAACGGAGCAAAGUAAGUACAGAGAGAUCCUUGAUGAAAACCUGCUCCAGAGCGCUCAGGACCUAGAUGGAGCGAAGGUCACCUUCCAACCAGGACAACGACCCUAAGCACCACAGCAAGACAAAGCAGGAGUGGCUUCGGGACAAGUCUCUGAUGGUCCUUUAGUGGCCCCAGCCAGAGCCAGGACUUGAACCCAUCUAACGUCUCUGGGAGGGACUGAACAGAGCCUGAUGGAGCGCGCUCCACAUAACCUGACAGAGCUUGAGAGGAUCUGGAAGAGAAGAAUGGGAAGAAAUCCCCAAAUACAGGUUGUGCCAAGCUGUUGAGUCAUACCCAAGCAGACUAUUAGGCUGUAAUCGCUGCAAAAGUGCUUCAACAAAGUACUGACAGUGUAAAGGUCUGAAUACUUAUUGUAAACGUGAUAUUUCCGUUUGUUAUUUAAUUUUGAUUACAUUCUCAAAAAACCCUGGUUUUGUUUGUCAUUAUGGGCUAUUGUGUGUAGAUUGAUGAGGGGGGAAAGAAGAAAAAAAAAAUUGAAUCAAUUUUAGAAUAGGCGGUACGUAAUAAAUGUCUGAAUCAUUUCAAUGAAUGAAUGUGCCAGGAACACCUCCUCUCCUAUAAAUGCUCCUAAAAUGGUGUUGGGCGGGGGAAGUGGGUUUUAAAUGUGGGACAGUAUUCAGAGCAAGGCUAACGAUAAAUAUUAAUAAACAAAAAGUGUGUUGUGUGAGUGUGUGUGUGUGAGUGUGUGGUGUGUGGUGUCGUGGUGUGCCGCGUUUGUGGCGGGUGGGUUCCAGGGAGAAUACUACAUCGACGACGCGACGGGAUCACGGCUAUACAUCUCUGACCAUCUUCAUCAUGAACAUCCAUUCUCGUGGUGCCGAGCCAAACUGUUCCCUCAAUGGGCCCAAGGUAGACUAAGCCGGUUCCUCACUGGGCCAAGGUAGGCCAGCCUGUCCUCACGGGGCCAAGGUAGGCAAGCACAACCCCCCACCCACCACCCCCCCCCCACCCCCCCACCCCCCACUUGUGUUCAUCACUGGGCCAAGGUAGAUCUAAGCCUGUUCCUCACUGGGCCAAGGAUAGACAUAAGGCGGUUCCUCACUGGUACAAGGUAACUACGCAUGUUCUCUACUGGGCAAGGUCGACUAAGCGUGCCUCACUGGGCAAGGUAAACUAAGCCUGUUCUCGUUACUGGGCCAAGGUGACUAAGCCUGUUCCUCAACUGGCCAAGGAGGCCAAGACUGUUCCUCACUGGGCCACAGGUAGGUUAGUCCCAGCUCGUUCCUCAAGGGGCCAAGGUAGCCAAGCCUGUUCCUCCACUGGGCCACCGGUAGUCCACGCCUGUUCUCACUGCGGCCAAGGUAGACUAGCCGGUUCAUCCAAUGGGCCCAAGGUAAGGUAGUCCAAGCUGUUCCUCACUGGGCCAAGGUAGUCCAAGCCUGUUCCCACACGGCCAAGGUUAGUUCCAAGCCUGUUCCUCAUGGGCAAAGGUAGUCCAAGCAUGUCCUCACUGGGCCAAGGUAGUUCCAAGACGUCAUCACUGGGCCAAAGGUAUUAGGCCAAAGGCCUGUUCCCAUGAGGCCAAGGUUAGGCCAGCUGUUCCUCACUGGGCCAAGGUAGACUAGCAUGUUCCUACUGGGCCAACGGUUAGGGCCAAGGCAUGUUUUCCUCACUUCGGCCACAAGGAUGGAUGCUAUGUGUAACUGUGAUAGUGUGCGUGUGUUCCCAGGUGCUCAUCAUUGACUACAUGUCUAAGAUCCUGUUUGUGUACGAGGUGGGGGAGAACUGCACCACACCAGAGAGUGAGAGAACACCUCUCUACAGCGAGGAACCAAUGUCGGGCAACUCCGCCCUGGCACGGAACCAUUACCAUGACGACCUCUACCAUGACAGCUGUUGCCAAGACGACUACCAUCACCUCAAUCCGUACCAGUAUGGAAAUGGGCACCUCCAAAACCAAAUCCACCACAGCACCCAUCAAAAUCACCUCGACAACCAUCGCUACGCCAAUGGCGGUCACCACGACAAUCAUUACAGCAACCAUAGUAACCAGAACCACCACAGCAACCCGAGCCAGACCUCCAAGGGGGACAGCGGGCAGAGGACGAAAACGAGGGAUAGAGAAAAGAGACCCCAUGGUGGGUACCACACAUCGGGAGAGAGGAGAGAAUAUAAGGCCCCCCCUCCAGGGAACCUCCAGAAACGGGCUGGGCUGAAGGAACCGUUGAAUUAA
This is a messenger RNA of Coregonus sp. 'balchen', 20691 nucleotides long. NCBI's taxonomy places the organism in Eukaryota, Metazoa, Chordata, Actinopteri, Salmoniformes, Salmonidae. The record is from the annotation of a GenBank genome assembly.